This is a messenger RNA of Manis pentadactyla (Chinese pangolin), 1634 nucleotides long. RefSeq names its product GATA binding protein 1 (gene GATA1). NCBI's taxonomy places the organism in Eukaryota, Metazoa, Chordata, Mammalia, Pholidota, Manidae. Gene Ontology annotation, molecular function: zinc ion binding; RNA polymerase II cis-regulatory region sequence-specific DNA binding; DNA-binding transcription factor activity, RNA polymerase II-specific. The transcript is spliced from 6 exons. Gene Ontology annotation, biological process: positive regulation of transcription by RNA polymerase II; negative regulation of transcription by RNA polymerase II; cell fate commitment. The record is from RefSeq and is a predicted model, not a curated record. The coding region runs from base 201 to 1445 and encodes 414 amino acids.
GGCCUGCCCCACCCACUAGGGCACCAGCCACUCCCUGGGGAGGAGGGAGGAGGGAGGGGAAGGGAAGGAGGGAAGGAGGAAGGGAGCCUCAAAGGCCAAGGCCAGCCAGGACACCCCCUAGGAUCACACUGAACUUGCUACAUCCCCAAAGCAGCUGAACCCUCCGCACCAACCAGCCCAGGUCAAACCCCAGAGGCCCCAUGGAGUUCCCUGGCCUGGGGGCCCUGGGGACCUCAGAGCCCCUGUCCCAGUUUGUGGACCCUGCCCUGGUGUCCUCACCAGCAGAGUCAGGAGUUUUCUUCCCCUCUGGGCAUGAGGGCUUGGACACCGCAGCCUCCUCCACUGCCCCCAGCACUGCCUCGGCUGCAACUGCUGCACUGGCCUACUACAGGGAUGCUGAGGCCUACAGACAUUCCCCAGUCUUUCAGGUGUACCCAUUGCUCAACUGUAUGGAGGGGAUCCCAGGGGGCUCACCAUAUGCCAGCUGGACCUAUGGCAAGACUGGGCUCUACCCUGCCUCAACUGUGUGCCCCACCCACGAGGACUCUCCUCCCCAGGCACCAGAAGAUCUGGAUGGGAAAGGCGGCAGCAGCUUCCUAGAGACCUUAAAGACAGAGCGCCUAAGUCCAGACCUCUUGACACUGGGGCCUGCAUUGCCUUCAUCAGUCCCUGUCCCCAGCAGUGCCUAUGGGGGACCCGACUUUUCCAGUACCUUCUUCUCUCCCUCUGGGAGCCCCCUCAAUCCAGCAGCCUAUUCCUCCCCCAAGCUUCGUGCAACGCUGCCCCUGCCUCCCUGUGAGGCCAGGGAGUGUGUGAACUGUGGAGCAACGGCCACUCCACUGUGGCGGCGCGACAGAACGGGCCACUACCUAUGCAAUGCCUGUGGCCUCUAUCACAAGAUGAACGGGCAGAACAGGCCCCUGAUCCGGCCCAAGAAGCGCCUGAUUGUCAGCAAACGUGCAGGUACCCAGUGCACAAACUGCCAGACCACCACCACAACACUGUGGCGGAGAAAUGCCAGUGGGGACCCUGUGUGCAAUGCCUGUGGCCUCUACUACAAGCUACACCAGGUGAACCGACCACUGACCAUGAGGAAGGAUGGUAUUCAGACUCGAAACCGCAAAGCAUCUGGAAAAGGGAAAAAGAAACGGGGCUCGAGUUUGGGAGCUACAGGAGCAGCUGAAGGAGCAGCUAGUAGCUUCAUGGUGGUGGCUGGGGGCAGCGGUAGUGGGAAUUGUGGGGAGAUGGCCUCAGGCUUGACUUUGGGCCCACCCAGUACUGCCCAUCUCUACCAAGGCCUGGGCCCUGUGGUGCUGUCAGGGCCUGUUACCCACCUCAUGCCUUUCCCGGGACCCCUUUUGGGCUCACCCACAGGCUCCUUUCCCACUGGUCCCAUGCCUCCCACCACCACCACCACCACUGUGGUGGCUCCGCUCAGCUCAUGAAGACACAGAACAUGACCUCAGGGCAGCAGCAGUGUCCUUCUCCUCUUUAGCCAGCAGUCUGUACAACCCAACUCUCUGGGCCUCAGACACCCCCUGGCCAGGACCUUCAAAGCUUUUGUAAAAUAAAACCACCAAAGCCCUGUAACUGGAUGUGUGAGCAUGGGACUGAAUAAAAAGCAGUGUAGGCAG